AUGAGGACGCUGCUGUGUGUGUGUGUGUGUGUGUGUGUGUCCGUGGUCUGGACUCAGGAUUAUGACAACUAUGACACGGACACCAAGAGCUCAACAACGAAGAACAGCACAGUAAACGCUCGUGGUCACCGUCCAACAACACAUGGCCAGGACGUCUACACCCCUAAACGCCACAACCCGCCCCCCAUCACUGGCGGUGGCAGGUAUCGCGGUCGCCCGACCCCAGCUCCAGUCGCUGGACAGCAGUUGCAGGAGAAGGCGAUGCAGCCGGAUGAGGGAGGAUGCACACACGCUGCAGAGGAGAUGGGUGUCCUGUGUCCCUCUGGGUGCGAGUUGAAGACCACGCUGGUGAAGCAGCAGAACAACGUCAAGAUGAUCAUUAAUGAACUUAAGCCUCAGGUGAAGGAUUUGUCCCGAUCCUCCAACGACGUCUACAACUACGCUAACAGCAUUUCCAGCUCUAUGAGGGAGAGGCAGAGAGUCAACACCGACAACAACAGGGUGGUGAGUCAGUACACGGAUCGGGUGGAGGAACAACAUGUCUACAUCAAGGAAACGGUGGACACUGUCCUCCCCUCCAGCAUCAGAGUGCUUCAGGGGGUCCUGGACAAGAUCAGGCUGAAGAUCCAGAAGCUGGAGAAGGCAAUCCAGACCCAGGGGGAGGCGUGCAAGGAACCAUGCAAGACCAACUGUCCCAUACCGGUGGUGUCUGGUAAGGAGUGUGAGGACAUCUACCGGCGUGGAGGGAAAGACUCCCAGAUGUACCUGAUCCAGCCCGACGGCUUCAACCUUCCAUACAAAGUCUUCUGUGAUCAGUCCACCCAGAACGGAGGUUGGCUUCUCAUCCAGAGCAGGCUUGAUGGCAGCGUCGACUUUGGCCGACGUUGGGACGAAUAUCGACGCGGUUUCGGCAACAUCGCCUUCGAUGCUGGCAAGGGUCACUGUGAGACUCCCGGUGAAUACUGGUUGGGCAAUGACCGCAUCAGUCAGGUGACUAAGAUGGGCCCCACUGAGGUUCUCAUUGAGAUGGAGGACUGGACCGGAGCCAAGGUCUACGCCCAGUAUCGCCAGUUCACCAUCCAGUCAGAGACUUCCAACUACGUGAUGGCGGUCAACGGUUACUCUGGUAACGCUGGCAACUGUUUCCUGGAAGGAUCCUUAGAACUGUUUAAUGAAAACCGCACAAUGACCAUUCACAACGGCAUGAUGUUCAGCACCUACGACAGAGACAAUGAUAACUGGGUCCCCGGGGAUCCCGCUAAGCAGUGCGCCAGGGAGGAUGGAGGCGGCUGGUGGUACAACCGCUGCCACUCAGCCAAUCCCAACGGCCGAUACUACAUUGGCGGAGCCUACACUCUCCAAAUGGCCAAGCACGGCACCGACGACGGCAUGGUGUGGAUGAACUGGAAGGGGAGCUGGUAUUCACUCAAGGCCAUCAGCAUGAAGAUCAGGCCGUUCUUUGCCCCCAGUUAA
Messenger RNA from Cottoperca gobio, 1473 nucleotides. RefSeq names its product fibrinogen beta chain (gene fgb). NCBI's taxonomy places the organism in Eukaryota, Metazoa, Chordata, Actinopteri, Perciformes, Bovichtidae. The transcript is spliced from 13 exons. Gene Ontology annotation, cellular component: fibrinogen complex. Gene Ontology annotation, molecular function: extracellular matrix structural constituent; signaling receptor binding; protein-macromolecule adaptor activity. The record is from RefSeq and is a predicted model, not a curated record. Gene Ontology annotation, biological process: platelet activation; blood coagulation, common pathway; fibrinolysis. Bases 1 to 1473 code for a protein of 490 amino acids.